Messenger RNA from Phyllostomus discolor (pale spear-nosed bat), 455 nucleotides. Its product is annotated as thymosin beta-10-like. Gene Ontology annotation, molecular function: actin monomer binding. The record is from RefSeq and is a predicted model, not a curated record. The transcript has a single exon. Gene Ontology annotation, biological process: regulation of cell migration; actin filament organization. NCBI's taxonomy places the organism in Eukaryota, Metazoa, Chordata, Mammalia, Chiroptera, Phyllostomidae. Bases 69 to 200 code for a protein of 43 amino acids. Gene Ontology annotation, cellular component: cytoplasm.
CUCUUGCUGUGGUGAGUGGGAGCCAGGACCCCAAUUUGGGAACCAAGGCCAAAGACUGUUUUAAGAAAAUGGCAGACAAGUUGGACAUGGGGGAAAUUGCCAGCUUUGACAAGGCCAAGCUGAAGAAGAUGGAGACGCAGGAGAAUGCCCUGCUGACUAAAGAGACCAUUGAGCAGCAGGAGUGGAGUGAAAUUUCCUAAGAACCUGCGGAAGUCCCCACCCCCAUUUUCUUUGGGACCCCAGUUGUGAUGUGGAGAAAAAGCUACCUGCGGGAUGGACAGGAGGGACAAACUGCCCUGUGAACCUGGACACGUUGUGCCCUUGCCUUUGGCCUGUGGAUCUCUGAGUGGACUCUCCUCCAUUCAAAAGGCCAAAUUCUCCAGUUUGCCUUGGGAUAUUGUAGAAAGUUAUCUGUAUGAUUAAUAAAAAUAAAACACCCCUCAUGAAAAAAAAAA